AUGUCUACUCCUACAGAAGACCCAGUUAUCCAUCAUAAAACUGCCGAACAAAAGGUCACACCCUGGGAGGUUGAGGGCGCUGUGAUUGACGGCCAAGCUGUUGUGAUUGACUAUGACAAGUUAAUUGAUCAGUUUGGUACCAACAAAAUCACUGAGGCCACUCUGGAACGGUUUGAAAAAGUCACUGGUCAUCGCCCUCAUCAUCUUAUGCGCCGUGGAAUGUUUUUCUCCGAACGAGAUCUUGAUACCAUUCUUACCCGUUACGAAUACGGUCUACCCUUUUUCCUUUACACGGGUCGCGGACCUUCUUCAGACUCAAUGCACUUGGGCCACAUGAUUCCCUUCAUGUUCACCAAGUGGCUGCAAGAUGUUUUUGAUGUGCCUCUUGUUAUUGAACUUACAGAUGAUGAGAAGUUUUUGUUUAAACAGCAGUUGACGAUUGACGAUGUGAAGCGCUUUUCACGCGAAAAUGCAAAGGAUAUCAUUGCGGCCGGCUUUGAUGUCAAUAAAACACUCAUUUUCUCUGACCUGCAAUUUGUGGGAGGUGCAUUUUACGAGAAUGUGGUGCGCACUUCUCGCCAAAUCACUAUCUCUACCGCUAAGUCUGUGUUUGGAUUCCAAGAUUCGGACAAUAUCGGCAAGAUCCACUUUGCUUCGAUUCAAAUCUCCACAUCUUUUUCCACCUCUUUCCCCACCAUCUUUGGCAAAGAACAUAAGCCAAUCCCCUGCUUGAUUCCAUGUGCCAUUGAUCAGGACCCAUACUUCCGUGUGUCGCGUGACGUUGCUGUUAAGCUCAAGUACCCGAAACCCACUCUUAUUCACUCCAAGUUUUUCCCCGCGUUGCAGGGUGCCACGUCCAAAAUGUCAGCGUCCAAUGCUACUUCGACCAUUUACUUGAGCGAUACACCAGCUCAGAUCAAGAACAAAAUUAACAAGCACGCAUUUAGCGGUGGUCGGGCCACUCGCGAGGAGCAGGAAAAAUAUGGAGGAAACCCAGACAUUGAUGUUGCAUACAUGUAUCUUUCGUUUUUCGAGGAAGAUGACGGGAAAAUGGCCCAGGUGGCUGCAGAUUACAGAGCAGGCAAGCUGCUGACAGGUGAACUGAAGAAGCUAUGCAUUGACAAGUUGCAGGAGUUUAGCCGGGACUUCCAGGCACGCCGUGGAGCCAUUACAGAUGAGGUUCUGGAUAAGUUUAUGAACCCGAACCGAGAAUUUUCCUGGGGAUCGACGGAGCGUCUUGUUGCACCUAAGGCUUUGACACCGGAGAUGCAGAAGGAAGAAGCAAAGGAAGAGGGGAAGACAGAAGAAGAAGGAUCUAAAAAGCUGAGCAAGAAGGAGCGCAAGAAGUUGGCGCCUAAGGGCGGGUCGAAUUACCCGGGAAAUAAGGCUGUUGAGGAGACUGCAGCAGCUCUUGAAAAUACAAGUGUUUAG
Molecule: messenger RNA, 1431 nt
Organism: Magnusiomyces paraingens
Lineage: Eukaryota; Fungi; Ascomycota; Dipodascomycetes; Dipodascales; Dipodascaceae
Exons: 1
Coding region: 1-1431 (476 amino acids)
Biological process (GO): tryptophanyl-tRNA aminoacylation
Cellular component (GO): cytoplasm
Molecular function (GO): tryptophan-tRNA ligase activity; ATP binding
Source: RefSeq, a predicted model, not a curated record